AUGAGCUCGGUUAAGGGGCCAAGGCCAUUCGCACUCAAAGACGCGCCGCUCGACGGGCAUCGCCGCAUAAAGGUCCGCGUGAUCGGUGCAGGCUACUCGGGGAUCUACCUGGGAAUCCGUAUACCGCAACGGCUGCGGAACAUCGACUUCAAGAUCUACGACAAGAAUGAGGCCGUAGGAGGAACAUGGUGGGUGAAUAGAUAUCCAGGAGACUCGUUCAACCCCAACCCUGACUGGUCUGCCUUCUAUGCGCCCCAAAAGGAGAUAUGUGCGUAUCUUCAGGGCACAGCCGAGAAGUACGGGGUGAUGAGAUUCGUCAUGCUCUCACACAGUGUCGAUGCAUGCAGAUGGGAUGACGACAACAAGAAAUGGAUCCUGACAGUCCGGCGGAUAGACACCGGUGAAGUCUUCGAAGACGAUGUGGAUGUCUUGAUCGCCGCUCGAGGCAAUCUCAGUGAUCCGGCUUGGCCAGAUAUCCCGGGUCUGGAGGACUAUCAAGGGGAACUCAUGCACUCAGCAUUGUGGAAUGACAAAUUCGACUUCAGGAACAAGACGGUGGGCGUGGUUGGAAAUGGUUCAAGCUCCAUACAGAUUGUUCCGCACUUGCAGAAGAUUGAAGGCACACAAGUGUCUUGCUUCGUCAGGAGUAAAACCUGGAUAACUAAUCCGUUCGGAGACAUUGUGAUGCACAAGCUCGGGCUCGAUUCCAAGAAACUCGAAUUCUCGCCCGAGCAACGCCAAGAGUUCGCCAAUAACCCAGAGAAGCUCCAUAACUUCCGCAAGGCCAUCGAGCUGGACGGCAACACGAUCCACACCGUCUCAUUCCGGGACUCAGCCGCCCAGCGCGGUGCCAUCGACGCCUUCCGAGCAGCGAUGCAGGAGCGGCUGGCGCCCAAACCCGAGAUCGCCGAGUUCCUGGUACCGACCUUCGGCGUCGGCUGCCGGCGCGCCACACCAGGGCCGGGCUACCUCGAGGCGCUCGUGGAGAGCAACGUGGACUUCGUCACGGACCCGAUCGCGCGCGUGACGUCCACGGGCGUGCGUCUGCAAUCCGGCCGCGACGUCCCCCUCGACGCCCUCGUCUGCGCGACGGGUUUCAACACCAACAAAGCGCCCCCCUUCCCCAUCCACGGCAUGAACAAUCUCUCCCUCGCUGCCCGCUUCACGCCGCACCCGGAAGCCUACCUCUCGGUCGCCGUCGACGGCUUCCCCAACCUCUUCAUGAUGCUGGGGCCCAACUCGGCCAUCGGCUCCGGGUCGCUGACCAUCAUCCUCGAGGCCGAGGGCGACUACAUCGUCAAGUGCAUCCGCAAGCUACAGAAAGAGGACUACGCGACCAUGGCUGUUAAAGAAGAGCGCGUGCGCGAUUGGCGUGAGUAUUGCGCGGAGUACUUCAAGAAGACCGUUUAUACGGACACUUGUAACAGCUGGUACAAGAACGCCGAGGGGGGUGUAGUGACGGGGCUCUGGCCGGGCAGCACGCUGCAUGCCGUCGAGGCAUUGCGGGCGACGCGGUGGGAGGACUUUGAGUGGGAGAGCAGACACGAAGAGAACGGCGGUGGUGGGAGUAGGGGUGGGAGUGGAAACCUGCUGCGCUGGCUCGGCAACGGCUACAGCGUCACGCACUCGAAGAUCGAGGGCGCGGGCGAGGGCGACGAGGAGUUUGGAGGCGACCCGGCGUGGUAUAUCGAGCCGCGGUUCCAGAGCGUGCCUGUUGAGGGCCGGCCUGAGGAGGAUUCGGAGUUUGCUAUGCGGCCGUUUUCACAUUGA
This is a messenger RNA of Anthostomella pinea, 1770 nucleotides long. The record is from the annotation of a GenBank genome assembly. NCBI's taxonomy places the organism in Eukaryota, Fungi, Ascomycota, Sordariomycetes, Xylariales, Xylariaceae.